Tribolium madens (black flour beetle) is the source of this 1497-nucleotide messenger RNA. RefSeq names its product enolase-like. Gene Ontology annotation, molecular function: magnesium ion binding; phosphopyruvate hydratase activity. Gene Ontology annotation, biological process: glycolytic process. NCBI's taxonomy places the organism in Eukaryota, Metazoa, Arthropoda, Insecta, Coleoptera, Tenebrionidae. The transcript has 2 exons. Gene Ontology annotation, cellular component: phosphopyruvate hydratase complex. The record is from RefSeq and is a predicted model, not a curated record. Bases 107 to 1408 code for a protein of 433 amino acids.
CCCUUGUCAGUCGCCUAGGUCAAAUUUUGACACUUUAGUUUGCACCGGCUACUAGAUAGCAAGGAAAAUUCGUCUUGCUUUAAAAUUUUGUAAAAAUUAUUCAACCAUGCCUAUGAAAACAAUUUUUGCGCGUCAAAUCUUCGAUUCUCGUGGUAACCCCACCGUCGAGGUCGAUUUAAUCACCGAUUUGGGUCUUUUCCGGGCUGCUGUCCCAUCUGGGGCCAGUACUGGGGUCCAUGAAGCCCUUGAAUUGCGUGAUAACGAUAAAGCCAACUAUCAUGGUAAAUCCGUACAAAAAGCCAUCAAUAACGUCAAUUCUAUAAUCGCCCCUGAAUUGAUCAAAUCCAACUUGGAGGUGACCCAACAGACUGAAAUCGACGAUCUUAUGUUGAAGCUCGAUGGGACUGAAAACAAGUCCAAACUGGGGGCUAAUGCCAUCCUUGGGGUGUCUCUAGCCGUGGCGAAGGCCGGUGCGGCCAAGAAAGGCGUUCCUUUGUACAAACAUUUGGCCGAUUUGGCCGGAAAUAAAAACAUAAUUCUCCCGGUUCCGGCGUUUAAUGUGAUAAAUGGGGGCUCCCAUGCUGGGAAUAAGUUGGCCAUGCAGGAGUUUAUGAUUUUACCAACGGGGGCCAAGUCCUUCACUGAGGCUAUGAAGAUGGGGAGUGAGGUUUACCACCAUUUGAAGAAUGUGAUCAAGGCGCAGUUUGGUUUGGACGCCACUGCGGUGGGGGAUGAGGGUGGUUUCGCCCCCAACAUCCAGAACAACGAAGAUGCCCUCAAUUUGAUCAUCGAAGCGAUCAAGAAGGCGGGGUAUGAGGGCAAAAUCGACAUCGGUAUGGAUAUUGCCGCUUCCGAGUUCUACAAAGACGGCCAAUACGAUUUGGACUUCAAAAACCCGAAAUCUGACAAAAGCAAGUGGAUUURCGGGGAAAAACUCCUCGAGAUGUACAAAGGCUUCAUCAAAAAGUUUCCGGUGGUUUCCAUUGAGGAUCCCUUCGACCAAGACGACUGGAACUCCUGGUCGGCUAUAACCUCCUCCACUGAUAUCCAAAUCGUCGGUGAUGACCUCACAGUCACCAACCCCAAACGCAUCCAAACUGCCGUUGAGAAGAAAGCUUGCAAUUGUCUCCUCCUCAAGGUUAACCAAAUCGGUUCGGUUACRGAYUCSAUKKAAGCSCACCWWUUGGCCAAAMKGAACMGUUGGGGMACMAUGGUSUCYCACAGYUCMGGUGAAACUGAAGAUACCUUCAUUGCCGACUUGGUAGUGGGGCUUUCGACCGGGCAAAUCAAGACUGGAGCCCCUUGCAGGUCCGAGAGGUUGGCCAAAUACAACCAAAUUUUGAGAAUUGAGGAGGAGUUGGGUGCCAAUGCGAAAUACGCAGGAAAGGCCUUCCGCAAGCCACAAUAACUCAGACUUUAGUAGAGAUGUAAGCUCAUAGAUGUAUCAUGUAUGAUUGUAAACAGUGUAUGAAAUGAACAAUACAUUUUCAAACAGCA